Messenger RNA from Ostertagia ostertagi, 198 nucleotides. NCBI's taxonomy places the organism in Eukaryota, Metazoa, Nematoda, Chromadorea, Rhabditida, Trichostrongylidae. The record is from the annotation of a GenBank genome assembly.
AUGGCAGAGAGGCUAGAAAAGGAAAUCGAUAUCGAGUUGGAGACUAGCUUCAACAAAUCGCUUGAAUUGGACAAGUCGUAUGAGGAGUUGGAAGAAUCAAAAAACCGUCUCAAGGUCCUAACGGAUGUUAUGGAGGACGUGCUUGAUGAGGUCCAGGACAACGAAACAAAAGAAGGAAGUAAGGAAGAAAGUGAAUAA